AUGUCUGAGUAUUGGAUUUCUACUAAGAAACAUUACUGUGAAGUCUGCCGAUGUUGGCUUUCAGGACACUCACAAAAUGUUAAGAAACAUGAAUCGAGCAAUCGCCAUAUAUCAUCAUUACGGAAUAAAAUGAUAACAUCGCAUAAAAAGAAGGUUGAAGAACGUAGACAAAAGGAGUUUGAAGCAGCAGAAAUGGAACGGUUGAACGCCAUUACGCUUGAGGAUCCCACACCUGCUGAGCCUUCCAACAAACUCCCCUUUAUGGAUAGUAUGUUUCAGUAUGGACCCUUGGUACAACCUAUUACUGAUUUUGAGUCUGAGAAAAGGAGAAUUGAACAGGCAAUUCAUAGAAAGUUACAAGGAAUUGAAGAACCACAGACUGAACAGAAAAAGGAUACUAUUAAAUAUAUUGGCAUAUCUCUUUGUAUAGGAUGGAUCGCUACCAUUGAUCAGGAAGAUGGAACCUUGAUAUUUUGUGAUAGAGUGACCGGGUUAAUAACAAAGAAAAAGCCAAAGGAUUUUGAUGGAGAAUUACCCUCUCAGGCUUAUCUUACCUCAAAUUGGGUAUUGAAAUAUGAUCCAAAUAAAAGAAGCAAAUAUUAUCAUAAUGUACAAACAAAUGAAGUUCGAUGGUUAGAUGAUCCUACUCCAUCAAUUCAUACACCUAUUACUCCACUACCAAAUUCCAUUACAACUACAAGUACACAAAAAUCUGUAGAUACUACUGUUCAAAGUAAUAGAGAAGAAUCUAGUGUUAAGUCAGAGGAAAGGAAGGAUAACAUAGUAAUAAAUGUAAAAGAAGAAAAAAAGGAGGAUAAAAAAUUAAUAAAAGUCAACCUCAAACCCAUGAACGCCUCUAACAAUGUAGAAUAUCAUAGUAAUAAGGUUGAUGAUACGGGUGAUAAGGAUGAUGGAAUUAAAAAAGAAGAUGCGAAUGUAGUUAAAAAGUAUGAUGGGCCUGUAAUAGGUCAGUGGGAAGUUGUUAAUCCAAACGAAAGUGUUUUUACACAUUGUACAGAAAAUGAACAAUUGCUCAGUAAUAAUAAUACUGAAUUCCUUCAACAGGAUUCAAACACAAUGAAUUAUAAUUUUAACAGAGAAUUAUAUAAUGAAAAUGUUGAAAAACCAGUUUACAAAAAACAAACACAAUACAUGGAAUCCGGGCUAACAAUCGGUAAAAGUAAAGAAUCUAGGAAGGUUCUUGACCCAAAUCCUAAUAAAAUUGUUGAAAAUAAAAUCAAUAAGCUUUGUGCAAUCAAUUCUCAGCAUUUUACAGGUAAAUUGAUCUUCAUUGUAACUAAUCUGCCUUUAUUGAUCAGUUAUUUACUUAAUUCGACUUCAAUUCUGAUAAAUAAUGACUUGGAUUAUGGAAAAUUAUUGCCAGACGACUUGCUGAAAAUAUUUGAAAUAUUGAGUAAAAAUCUGUAUUAUAAUGAGAAAAUUUUUUUCUUAUUAUUCAAAGCUGUUUUGGAUAAGGUCGUUUAUUUUAACACAGAUGAACUUAUUUCAAUGUUGACACAGAUAAAUAAGAUUUCUACAUUUUACUGCCCUAGUGAUAGUGCCAAUUCAGCAUCAGAUGGCACAGAACUAAUAUUAAACAGUCCUACAAAUCCAAAACCGGACUCUCAGAAAGUAAUAAAAAGAGUAUUAGAAGUCCUAGAAAAUAAACUAAAGUAUAAAGAAGAAGAUUUCCUUGCUGUAAAUAUUCUGAGUGUUGUUAAUAAAUUAUCUCAUUUUGGUUGUUGGAACUUAUCAAGUUUCCUGUCCAACUCGAUUGUUAACAAUAUUGAAUCAAACAGUAGUGAUACUAGUAAUUUUCCAGAAAGUUUAAAUAUAAUACUGGAUAACUGUAGUUUGAAGAUAAUUGACAUCAUUUGUUCAAAUCCACAACUAACUUAUGGUGAUAAUAACUCAAAUUUAGAGUUAUUCAAAAAUAAGAAGUUGUUGUUAUCUUACUAUUCAGCGGGAGAAUUGAGUACUCUUCCACUACUCAUUAACACGGUUAAUAAUGACCAAAACUCUAGGGGUGUGUCAUCUCUGGAAUUGGAUACUUUAUGCAGAAUAAUUAAUAGAAUAUAUAAAAUACUAAUAAAAUCAGAAGAACAAUUGUACAAUAUUGAAUCAAACUGCUUGAAUUCUUCAUUAAAGAUUUACUUCAAACUAUUUUAUUGCACCAAGUUUUUAAAUCUUUCACAACGGGAACUUAUUUACGACACCCUAUUCAAUAGGGUCAAAAAGCACUUUAUUCCCAAAUUGAACUCCCUAAAUUCUAAGAAUCAAUGUUAUUUAGUACUCCUCCUAUCGCAAUAUGUCAAUAACAAUACAGCAAACUUGUAUUCUUCCACUGAACAAAUAAUUAAAGCUGUCAGAACAAUAAACCGUAACAUUUCAAACCAAUUGAAUUUGUCAAUUAUGGAUAAAUUAACAGUAAGUAAUAAAAGCCACAUAAAUUUAUAUAGGUGUUGGAGAGUUGUUAUCAGAAAUUUGGGUACGUCAACCAUUUCACGGCCAAAAAAUUUAUCAACUCCACAUUAUCACAGUUUCCAAGGAACCCAAUUGAUUCACUUCUCAUUAAGAGAACAUCCUCAUUCUCAUCUAAAGUCUUUUUUAAUCCGUUCCUUAAAUCGUCAAACAAUUUUAAAAAUGAUAGAUUCUACUGCAAAUUUGACAUUAACAGUGUAA
Messenger RNA from Theileria annulata, 2682 nucleotides. RefSeq lists its product as uncharacterized. Gene Ontology annotation, molecular function: RNA binding; zinc ion binding; protein binding. Lineage: Eukaryota; Apicomplexa; Aconoidasida; Piroplasmida; Theileriidae. The record is from RefSeq and is a predicted model, not a curated record. Gene Ontology annotation, cellular component: nucleus; precatalytic spliceosome. The coding region runs from base 1 to 2682 and encodes 893 amino acids. Gene Ontology annotation, biological process: mRNA splicing, via spliceosome. The transcript is spliced from 8 exons.